AUGAACGAGCCGCGCCACUUUCACAUGCUCGUCUGCGUGCUGGCUGCUGCUGCAGCCAUCUCCGUGUCUUCAGCCUUCAAUAUUGACGUGACAAAUUCUGACGUUAUUUCUGGGGAAAAGAAAGAUUUCUUUGGAUACAAAGUGCUUCAGUUCAUGUCUGCUGAGAACAAAGGGAUACUCGUCUCGGCACCUCUGCACCUAAACGGAUCAGGAGAAGUGUUCAGCCGAGACCAGGAGAAAAAUGAAAACUGGUUCAGCCCUUAUGCUCCUUCCCAGUCAAAUUCAUCUUCAGUGAAACACUUCGGCUUGUCAAUGGCUGCAGACCCUACAGGCUCCGGGUUCACAAUUUGCAGUCCAAAUCUUAUUCAUGAAUGUCAUGGGAACUCCUACCUGAACAGUUUGUGUUACAACAUCACUGAUGAACUUAAGGACAUCUCCUCUUUCAAACCUGUGUUCCAAGAAUGCACCCAAAAGACUGUAAACCUGGUCUUUUUAUUUGACGGAUCAGGAAGCAUGACCGAUGAUGAAUUUAUUAAAAACAAAUAUUUCAUUGUGGAUAUAAUGAACAGCCUUAAAAACACAUCAAUCAAGUUUGCAGCAGCUCAGUUUUCCUCUGAAACCAAAAAAGUUUUUGAUUUUAAUGACUACGAUGCUGGUCGUGCUCUUGAGAAACUCAACGGUGAACAGCACAUGCAGAGUCUCACCAACACACACAAAGCCCUCACAUUUGUGUUGUCAGACAUCUUUGAUAAUGAGGCUGCAGGCGCCUCUCCUGAUGCAACUAAAGUUCUGGUGAUAAUCACAGAUGGAGACCCAAGUGAUAUAGACAAAAACAAAACUGUUGACCAAUGUGAAAAAAGAGGAAUAAUUAGAGUUGUCAUUGGGGUCAAAAAUGUUAAAAUAAAUAAAUUCAUACACAUUGUAUCGGAGCCAAAAGACAACAAUUUUUUCCUAAUUGAGAACUAUAAUGGGCUCACGGGACUCUUGGAAAACUUUCAAAACAAAAUCUUUAAUAUUGAAGGGUUCAAAGUGACUCGUGCUGGAGAAAUGACCAAUGAAAUGUCUCAGACUGGAUUCAGUUCAGUAUUUCACAAGGAAACUUUGGUUCUGGGUUCAGUGGGAUCCAACAGCUGGCGUGGGUCACUCUAUGAGCAUCAAGUACAAAACAAAAACCAGAUCUCAGAUCCAGAAAUGGAAAUGGAUUCCUACAUGGGUUACUCUUUAUCUGUUGGAGAGAAGAACGGUGUUGCAAUAUAUUUCACUGGUGCUCCACGUUUUAACCACACUGGACAGGUCGUACUUUUCACAAAAAAGGACAAAAACUGGAAACCAGCUCAAAGAAUAAACACGGACCAGAUUGGUUCCUACUUUGGUGCGGAGCUGUGUUCAGUGGACAUCGACUCAGACGGGAACACAGAUGUCCUGCUUGUGGGAGCUCCAACGUUUUACCAGCCUCCUGAGAAAAAGGAAGGAAGGAUCUACAUUUACAGACUUUCUGAUGAGAUCCGACUAAUAAGUGAAUACAGUGUGACGGCACCAUCUAUGGGUAGAUUUGGUAGCACCAUAUCCAGUCUUUCAGAUCUGAAUGGAGAUGACCUGAGAGAUGUUGCUGUUGGAGCCCCCCUGGAGGACGAUAACAGGGGGGCUGUUUACAUCUACCUCGGCGACAGACACAGAGGGAUACGCAGUACUUUCAGUCAGAGAAUCACGGGUGAAAAACUUGAAGCUGGGAUAAGAUUCUUUGGACAAGCCAUCAGUGGAGACAUGGACCUCGGAGAUGAUGGACUCCCAGAUAUUGUGGUUGGGUCACAAGGUUCUGCGGUUAUCUUAAGGUCUAAGCCCGUAUUUAACGUCACGGCCCACCUGUCGUUUCAUCCUGGAACGAUCAGCAUUGAGAACAUCGACUGUUUUCAAGUCAGUGAUAAAGAUUUACCAAUGGUUAAUGUAACAGCCUGCUUUGAAAUGGUGGAGGCAACAAAGACUAAACCAGAGGAAGCGAGCUCAGGACUGAACAUCUCGUACACGCUCAACGUGGAUCAGACAAGACAAACAAAUCGAGGGUUCUUCUCUCUGAAUGAGAAGACGAAGAGAAGUAUUACUCGCGCCUACGAGCUAGUCGACAGCAAAACAUGCUUCAACCAUUCCGUCUUCAUGCCAAAAUGUGUGAGAGACACGUUAUCGCCCGUCAACAUCAGGUUAAACUUUUGUCAAGCUGACGGUGAGAACUCGGGGGUGGUGUUGAACGUGGACAGCAGGAGACAGGCUGUCAUCGAGGCUCCCUUUGAAAAACAGUGUAAAAAAAAUGAUGUCUGCAUCGCUCAGCUUGAUGUGGAUUUGCAGUUCCUGUCUGAAACUUUUGUGGUGACUGAAAACAGCUACUUCUACAUGUGGAUAAAACUGGAUAACCACGGUGACGACUCAUACAACACCAGCCUGACGAUGCACUACCCUCCUGGUCUCUCCUUCUCAAUGAUGGAGCUUACAGAGUCCUCCAGAUCAGUCCUCCACAACUGUUUGGAUCUGGAUGAAGUUCUCGAUAAAACCGUGUGUGGGAUCAGCCUUCCAGUGUAUCGCAGCAGAUCCUCUGCAAAGUUCAAAACUGCAUUCCACGUCUCAAAGGACUUUAAGUGGAAUGACACCAUAUCCAUGACUGUGACUGGAAAUAGUGACACCUCAAACUCCAGCUAUUCUGCUUCCGUGACCAAAAGUAUCCCAGUACAAUAUGAAACCAGAAUGGCAUUAACGAUAAAUGAAAACACUGUCACCUAUUUGAACUUCACGACAUCGACUGAGGAUUCCACACCUAAGAAAAUGGACAUUAUAUAUAAAAUAGAUAACACUGGUUUUAAAGAUUUUCCUGUUGACGUAUCUCUGUUCUUCCCAACUAAACUGGAACACAACUUUGAAGUGAUCGAAUACAAAGUUUUUGAUCAGCAGAACAAAACGCGGUGCUCGAAUGUUUCCGACCUGAAAUCUGAGUCCUGCUCACCAGAAAACAAGUGUGUCACGGUGACGUGUGACACUUUUAUUUUAAAGAACAACUCAGAUGUUGAGUUUCGGUUGGAGGGACUUGUACAUUUCAAAGACUUCAAAGAACAUGCAGCGAAUAUUGGCUUUCUUCAACAAUAUACUAGAAAUGACAAAGAGGUCAAAUUUAGGAGUUUUAUACAAGUUGACUACGACAGAAACACAUAUGUUCUGGCUUCUCAUAAGCAAAUGAAAAAUGGUUUCAAACAGGAGACAUUUUUAAACUCUGAUCUGUGGAAGGACGACAAUCCAACAAUGAAAUUGGCUGAAGUUCGUGUUGAGCUCAUAAUCCCCCCCAAUGAGCUGUUGAUUAUAUUAACGGGAGCUGGACUCGGAUUGUUGCUUAUGAUCGUCAUCACAGUCGUCAUGUUUAAGUUGGGCUGCUUCAAGAGGAAAACGAUACAGGAUUAUCAGGAACAAGAUGACCAAGUUUCUGUUGAAGACAAUAAAGAAACGAGCCUCGCCCCUGGCAACGGGAUGACGACCGUUUCAGAAACCGAAGAGAAAUCUCACCCAGCUCCUGAAGAGAAAACACUUCUUGAUGCCAGCGAGACUAACGGCAGCCCGGUCAAAGAAAAAGAUCUGGAUUUCUCUUAA
Messenger RNA from Nematolebias whitei (Rio pearlfish), 3624 nucleotides. RefSeq names its product integrin alpha-D. Bases 1 to 3624 code for a protein of 1207 amino acids. Gene Ontology annotation, biological process: cell-cell adhesion; cell adhesion mediated by integrin; cell-matrix adhesion. The record is from RefSeq and is a predicted model, not a curated record. Gene Ontology annotation, molecular function: integrin binding. The transcript has 31 exons. Gene Ontology annotation, cellular component: integrin complex; external side of plasma membrane. NCBI's taxonomy places the organism in Eukaryota, Metazoa, Chordata, Actinopteri, Cyprinodontiformes, Rivulidae.